AUGGUUAGAGCCCCAGUUUGUGUGGCUCUAGUCAGCGUUCUUUGUUUCACCGUCACUUACGCACAACAUCACUACAAUGAGCAUAGAACAAGCCAAGUUAUUUGGUGCACGAAAAGUAUGGAGGAGCAGUACAAGUGCCUAAACCUAACUGUUGCCAUAGAACGUGACCGCGCACUCUUUGAUGAAGCGUUUCUGAAUUUAACAUGCUUCAAGGCAUAUAGCGCAGACGAGUGUAUCCACCACAUCGAUCGUGAGAAGGCCCACAUUACUUCACUGGACGCCGGCGAUGUCUUCACAGCUGGUCGCUACAACUCCCUGAUUCCCAUAAUGCAGGAAAAAUUGGAGGGCGGCUUUCAAGAGUAUCAGUCCGUGGCGGUGAUCAAGAAGGGUGCACUUUCCGAUGUUACUAGUCUGCACGGUCUUCGCAAUAAGCGGGCAUGCUUUCCGUGGGUUGGAAGCUUGGCCGGAUGGAUUGUGCCAAUACACACGCUCCAAAAAGAAGGUGGAAUGGAAGUUGUGGAUUGCAACAAUCAAGUAAAAACUGCUGCCAACUACUUCAACAGGUCGUGUGCCGUCUACUCUCUGACUGACAAAUACAAUCCCAUUGGAGACAACUCCGACAAACUUUGUACCCUUUGCACUGGCAAGAUCCCCGGUGGCCGCUGUUCGUCGGCAGAUCCCUAUUUCGGAUACGAAGGAGCAUUUAGAUGUCUCCUGGAAGCCGGUGACGUUGCCUUUUUGCGUCACUCGACAGUUGGUGAAAUGCUGCAGACGCCAGAAUUCAAAAACUUGUCCCCGGACAGUUUCGAACUGCUUUGCCGGGAUGGUCGUCGCGUUCCCAUUAACGACUACCGCCAAUGCAAUUGGGGCCAAGUGCCAGCCGAUGCCAUUGUAACAUCUUCGGCGCGCAGCUUCAGUGACAGAAAGCAGUAUCAGUUGUUUUUGAAACGCAUUUCUGAGCUGUACUCGGACGGGCUUCGUGAAACAACUCCCAACAACCAGGGAGGAGCCGGGUUUACCAACUAUGAGCAGAACAAGUUCAAUAAUGAGCAAGGUCGCAGCAACGCCUAUGAUCAGUUCGGCAAUCAAUAUGACCCAAGCAAUGCCUAUAGCAGAAAUCAGAAUCCCUACGAUCGUUUUGAUAACUCGAAUUUCCGCAACGAACGUCUGGAUAGCAGCUUCUCUUCGGAUGGAAACACCCCAGACCGCAACAACGGGUCGAUUCUCUAUGAAAAGUUCCGCAUUUUCGAUUCCAAAAGAUACGGGAAAACCAAUCUGCUGUUCCAGGACUCAAGCCGGGCUCUUACGCUUAUACCCGAAGAUGAUCAGUCCUUCACAAAGUAUCUGCAGAGCUCCAUCAAUUAUAUAUAUGGCAUAAGGGAAUGCCCCAUUCCAGCGAUGACCCUUUGCGUGACUUCCGAACAAGAGCUUGAAAAGUGCAUUAAAAUGAGGACUGCCCUUAAAGCCCAGAUCUUGAAGCCCGAGCUCAUUUGCAAGAAAAUGCACUCGCACAUCAAUUGCAUGCAGUUCAUUCAGUCUGGCAAGGCUGACAUUGCUGUGUUCGAUGCCGGAGAUGUUUACACUGGAGGCCUGAACUACGAUUUGAUACCAUUCAUGUCGGAGGUCUACAAUCUGGGGGAGCCGUACUACUACGUGGUGGCUGUCGCCAAGGAGGAGGAUCCAGAUACGGAGCUCACUUACCUGAAAGGCAAGAAUACUUGCCACACGGGCAUUAACACAGCCGCCGGCUGGACGUAUCCCAUGGCCCUGUUCAUCUCAAACGGCUGGAUUCGGCCAUACGGCUGUGACUCUGUACGCGCUGCUGCGGAGUACUUCACAAAGUCCUGCGUCCCCGGUGCCAUUAGCAGCGAAUAUAACACCGGAGUGCCGUAUGACAGCAUGUGUGACCUGUGCCACGGAACUAGCUACAGAUACUGCCGACGUGAUGCGUCAGAGGACUAUUAUGGCCAUACCGGUGCAUUCCGAUGCCUGGUGGAAGGCGGCGGUCAUGUGGCCUUCAUGAAGCACACCACUGUGAUGGAGAGCACGGGCGGCAAACGGAAGGAGUGGUGGGCACGCAAUGCGCUGAACGACGACUUCGAGCUCUUGUGUACGGAUGGCACCCGCGCAGAAAUACAGGAGUACAAGCGCUGUAAUUUGGGCAAGGUAAAGGCCAAUGCCGUGGUAACGCGCGGUGGAGUCAACUACAACGAAACCCAGUUAAAUGCGUACAUCAACCUGUUGACCUAUGCCCAGCAACUUUAUGGCAGAAAGGAUGUGGAUGCUUUCAGUUUCAGCAUGUUCUCAUCUCCGAUCGGACACUACGACCUGAUCUUUCAGGAUGCCACUCGGCAACUACAGGUCAUUCCGCGGAACAAACGAACCUACGAUUCCUAUUUGGGCAGUGACUAUAUGAGGGCUCGUCGCAUAACCGACUGUUAUGCGGGUGCCUCUCAAGUGGCCCUUUCCAUAGGUCUGCUAAUUUCGAGUGCAAUAGCUAUAAUGCUCUAAAUGCGACACACUGCCAGUCUAAACAUCUACGUAGACUCGAAGUACAAUAAUCUCUAGCACAAACAGACAAGGCAACAUAUCAACAUUUUUACAUUCCCAAUUAUAGAUAGUAGACCACUAUGAGAUCGCUUUUGUAGUCCACAAAGGUCAUAUUAUUUUUACAAAGUGCCUCGAACUAUACUGAAAAUGCAGUACGUUUAAUGUACAUAGCAUUUGUACAUAGCAACUAAGUCCGUCCAUUUUUUUGUACCUAUGACAAACUGUUCCAAAAAAAUUAUUAACGAAGGAACAACAAGAUUUUACAAAGUUUUACAAAUUAGUAUAUUUAAUAAAUAAAUAAACCAACCAUC
Drosophila pseudoobscura is the source of this 2861-nucleotide messenger RNA. It is a transcript of the gene Tsf2, whose product is annotated as transferrin 2. Bases 1 to 2511 code for a protein of 836 amino acids. The transcript has 6 exons. Gene Ontology annotation, biological process: iron ion transport. Gene Ontology annotation, cellular component: recycling endosome; early endosome; plasma membrane. NCBI's taxonomy places the organism in Eukaryota, Metazoa, Arthropoda, Insecta, Diptera, Drosophilidae. The record is from RefSeq and is a predicted model, not a curated record.